AUGUGUAAAGGGCAAGGUUGUGAGUGGUAUGUGUACUUGAGGAAGAUCGAAACACACAACGGUCAGGAUUAUGUGGUGAUUAAUAUGCAAUGGGAUCACGCGCACACAUGUUCCCAAGUGUUGGAUCAGAAAUGGCUCACGGCAAAGUGGCUAGGUGAGCGUUACAUGAAGAAGAUCAAAGCCAACCCUCACAUUCCACUGGCAGCUAUACAUCAGUGUAUCGAUGAAGAUUUUGGGUUGACGAUUAGUAGGAUGAAGGCAUAUCGGGCAAGAGAGCACGCACUGGACAGCAUAUUCGGCUCUGCGGCAACCCAAUACAGGAACUUGUUCUACUACAAAGCCGAAUUGGAACGGACACACCCUGAUUCUAGCAUGCAUAUACAUUAUGAGAAUACGAGGGAUUCUGGCGUCGUAGGGCUGAGAUUCCUGAGGUUCUAUUAUUGUUUGGGACCAUUGAAAAAUGGGUGGAUGCGGUUAUGUCGACCAAUUAUCUUCUUGGACGCUUGUUUCUUGCGAGGAAUGUACAAAGGACAACUAAUGACAGCAAUGGGAAUUGAUCCCAACAAUGGCUGGUGGCCGAUUGCUUGGGCUGUGACUGAGGCGGAGAGCUAUGUCCAGUGGAAGUGGUUUCUGGAAUACUUGUCUGAUGACCUUGACUUGCAUGCAAAUGGCCCAAGAUAUGUGUUUAUGUCUGACCAACAAAAGCUAACAGGGAUCCCGUGCACUCAUGCUAUCGCUACAAUCAACAAGAAUGGCCAUGAUGUCACGCGAUACGUCUCCCGCAAUUAUUUAAAGUCCACAGUGAUGAUGAUGUACGAGAAUGUCAUUUACCCAAUCAAUGGGGUGGACAAUUGGCCUAAGAGUUCUGAUGAUGGAUUGGAACUGGCACCCCCGAGGACAAAGCGACAGCGUGGACGACCGAAGAAACUGAGGCGUGAGGAGCCCCAAAUUCGUCUUCAUGCGAACGGAGGUGAGUCACUGCGACGAACCUUCGUCAUGAGAUGUCGCCGGUGCGGGCAGGAAGGUCUUAACAGGAGGACAUGCAACAAUGAUCCUCGGACAGAUGCUCGUUCUGAAGUUGGGCCUAAUGUUUCGGCUCCGGGGCCUAGCACUCGGACCAGGGCCAUGACUCAGCCUCAGCGUUGUGGCCGCCGCGGUGAUCAAGAUUGA
Messenger RNA from Salvia splendens (bonfire salvia), 1170 nucleotides. RefSeq lists its product as uncharacterized. The coding region runs from base 1 to 1170 and encodes 389 amino acids. The record is from RefSeq and is a predicted model, not a curated record. Lineage: Eukaryota; Viridiplantae; Streptophyta; Magnoliopsida; Lamiales; Lamiaceae. The transcript has 3 exons.